GUGAUCUUCUGGAGGAUCUGGAGCGGAGUCCUCACGCCGCCGCCAUCGCAGAGUGUUUCGUGGAAAGGAGUGAAGCGUUUGACAUCUACACACUCUACUGCAUGAACUACCCAAAUUCGGUGGCGGUGCUCAGAGAAUGCAUGAAGAACGAGAGUCUGGUUCGAUUCUUCCAGGAGAGACAGACGACUCUGAACCAUUCGUUACCUCUGGAGACGUACCUGCUCAAACCAGUGCAGAGGAUCCUCAAGUACCACCUGUUACUGCAGGUAAGACUGCAAAUACUACCAGAUACUGCAUGUAGGACCUCAGAUAGCGACUUCUCCUACAGGUACCACCUCAAAAACCAUCAAAUACUGCAUUGCUGCAACCUGCUGCUGGUGGAGACGCUGAAGGAUCCGCUGUGCUUCCGGGUUUCCGACCAGACGAUCCCCAAACAGCAGCACGUCGUGCAGACCAAGAACCAGGAGGAGAAGCGGCUCUGGGUCCAUUACCUGAAGAGGCUCAUUGUAGAAAACCACCCGGCGUCGCUGCCUCAGAAGGCGAGGCAGGUUCUGGGAGACAACUUCUGCCAGACUCCUCAGUUCGACCACGAACACCUGAAGAAGUCGAGCGCUUCGCCGAGACUGGACGACAUCCACGGAUUCCACCGAGGAAGACGUCAGUCAGAACCUCCAGAGCUGCUGAUGUUCACACCUGAGAAGUCCAGGAAGAGUUUACCGCUGCUGCUGGAGGGAAACCUGCCGUACCGACGGUCCAGGAGGCAGUCAGCUCCGGCUAAAGACAUCGAAGCAGCGUUUCAUCCCAACGCUCUGAAGCCGGCCGGCAGUGAAGGCGAGUUGUGUCACGCCGACAGCCUGGGCUCAGCCGGCAGCAGCAGCACUCUGGCUUCAUCCGUCAUCGAGGUGGAAACCGAACGGGACGAACCGACGCCACAACUCAGGACCAACCGAGAGGAAGAGGAGGAGGAGGAGCUGACCCCCCUCAGCCCUCCUCCCACUCUGUCCAUCACGGAGGAGAUCCUGGAGUUCAUCAACCAGAGCAGAGCCAGAGAAGGUCUCAGCGCCAUCCACAGCGACACCUCGGAUCAGCCCAAAGAGAGUCUGUCUCCAUCUACCCAGACCAACUUUACCUGCCCACUGCCCCCAGUUACCUGCCCCUCCAGCCCAGAACAAACUCCCACAAUGCAACAGGAACAGGAACAAACAGAGGUGGAGGCUGACGUCACCCUCCAUAGUCAGAUCGGUGAAAAUGAGGCAAAUAACAUCCAAGAAAUUCCAGAUGCAACAAGUCAAGUUAAAAAGGGAGCGGAGGUGACACAAGAAGAAGAAGAAGAAAAAGAAAAAGAAGUGGUGGAAGAAGAUAAACAAGAGAUGAAAGCAAGUGAUGACGAAGACAAACCCCAAACAUCUGAUCUUCAUCCAUCCAUCUCUGUAGAGGAGGAAACAGAGAACAGCACACCCAGGGAAGAGGCGAACACCGAUUCCUCCCCAGAUCAUCUUCAUCAACCCGUCCAGACCCGGCAGCCGCCCAAAAGAGGCUCUCACCUCACCAAGCGAGACAAGAAGAUCAUUGAGAAGAUCCGGAGUUACUACGAGGCAGCAGCCGAGGCCGAAGAAGACGACGAGGCAGAGGAGGAAGACGAGCUGAGGGAAGGAGGGGUGUCCAGGAGAAGGAACAGCUUCUCUCAGAUCCCCUCUGGUUGGGUGAAGGAGUCGGUGUCGCGCUUUGAUGUGAGUGGACACCAGGGGGAGCCAGAGGUUGGAGGGUCCAUAUGUGAGGCGACUGAAGCAUCAGAUAGGGAGCCCAGUUCCUCCACCAGUCCCACCUCCCCCAUGACUCCUAUUUUAGCAGAUCUAGAAAGUGAUGAACUGGCUGAUAAACCAGUAAGCGGCCUUGAUUUUGAUGCUGAAGGUCCAAUCAAGUCGACUGUGACACAAGAUGAGGAAACCAAACACCAAGAGGGUCCGGAACAGGAGUCAAACAAAGACAGGCCCGUCGGAGAAGAGAUUCAGGAUGGAAAAGCCUACAAUGGGUCAUCAGAGGAAGGACUCGAGGAAGGACCUGAGGGGACAACGAGUGUUUCUGGGGAGCAAAAGGGUCCAUCUGUUACCAAACAGUGCAAAGAUGAAGCAACCAAAACUGGUGCUGCAACCCAAGAACUCAUGAAUGGGCAUGAACCAAACCAAGCAGAACCAAACAGAAGCCACAAAGAACCUGCCAAGCAAUCUGCAGAACAGGGACAAAAACCUGACACCAAAACCACUUGGGCGAAAACGAAAAAUCUGGCAAAGACCAGUGGGAACCUCGAGGGCCUUCCCAGUCAGAUAAAAGUGGGCCGAUGGUCCCGUCACUCCAGAAUCGUCACCGCUAACCGGGCCCUGUUUGAGGGCAUGGGGUCAGACGUAGCCGGUAUCGGGUUGUUUGAGGCGAGCCCUGCAGUGGACCCUGUGCUGAUUGAAAACUCAGAGCGCAUUCUGAGCAAAGUCCAAACAAUAGCUCGGAUGUACAGUGCCAAAGCCAGCACCAUGAAGGUCCCACUGCAUCAGAAGCGGGCCAGUACCGUGUGGAACCAAUCAUGGGUCUCGACCAGACUGUCCGGACUCUCAGCUCAGAGCCAAACUAAGUACCAGCAGCAAACACAAAUCACUCAGUCAGAGACCAAGAGUGGAACCCAAACUCACUCCGAGACCAAAGCUCAAAGCCAAACUGUAACGCAGCAAUUGAAGAUCCAAAACAAAACCCAGAACAAGACCAGAACUUACAGCCAAACUCAAUCUGUAAGUUGGGAGGGCCAACGGAUCCGUGAAGAGAAGACGAUAAAGACAGCCGAGAGCCUGACACACGAUUUUCAAGAGACGGUGAUGGAGCCCUGCGAGCCUCUGCUGUUUGGUCACGUGGUUGUUAAAGAACAGCUGACGCCAACCUGUCAACAGCAGACCAAUGGAUUCACCCUCUCCAGACCCAGAGACUUCAUCUCCGCCUUGACCAGAGACUCCAUCGUGGAAGCCUCCCAGACUUCCACCUCACUCUUGGAAAGUCCAUCCACUGAAACAUCCUGGACAUCUGCAGCAUCCAAACAUCCCCUCAGAGCAGAACCUGAAGAUCAGAGCACCAGUUUGUGCUCGUCGACCAGCAGCAACCUCCUGACGUCAAAUCAAAACGUUCAUCUGGUUCCUGAAGUGACACCAACAACAGAGGGGUCGGAGCAGAGUCCUGUGUGUGUUGUUUACUCAGCCGGAGAAGAUCCAACAUCUGCGAGGGUCACUGAACAGCCAAACCUCUCAGCUCUUAAUCCACAGCGGAAACGAGACGAGCAGGAACCAGCAGCUGCACAACAUAUACAAGAGCAGAAGCUUUCCAAAGACGUGAGAGUCUGUGCAGGAGAGACACGGAUCCAGGCGGAGGACCGGACCUCCAUGGCGCUUCACCCAGCGCCAGGCGGAGUGCAGCCCCAGAGGGAGGCACCACUCUGGGCAGAUGGAGCCGCCGCUGCCCCCGAGAGGCCGCAGAGAGAUGAGCCUCUGAGCGGCACGUUAAACCAUUCCAGUGGUUCUCUGAGGUCCGUGCAGACAGAAGACCCUCCUGACUCCUCAGGAGAGCUGAACCAGCCCUCGUACAGGAGCUCCGAGGCCUCACUCGGGGCUUCAGAAACCCCCGAAGACCCCAAAACAAAAGAAGUUCAAAACCCAGAAUCCCACCCCUUCCUGCCUCGCCCGCCAUCGGUGCAGCCCGAAGAUCUGCUCCCAACGUUCACCAGCCAGAGACCCGCUGACCUGCCGACGGCUCUGAGCAAACGGGCCUCGUGUGAAUCCUGGAGAGUCGACUGUGAGCUCAGGAAACCAAAAGAUCCGAUCCUGGUGGAGAGACCUACCCCGGCCACCGCUACUCCUGACAGGGACCUCACCGUCGCCCCCUCAGCCUUCAAGCCGAGUCUCCAACAACGCUCCCCUUCUCCUCUCAGAGCCACCUCCUCUCCUCAUCCACCUUCCUCUUCUGUCCGAGCACCUCCCUGCUCCUCACCCUUCAGGGUUAUCCCAGCGUCCUCUCCCACUCCUGUAUCUCCCGGAGGCUCCACCUACUCCAUGGCUCUGUCCUGUCUAUCUCCGACUCCUCCUUCUUCUGGCAAGGUUUCCUCCACAAGAGCUCCACCUGCUUCAUCUCCGACACCUUCCACAAGGUCAUCAAGAACCGGAGCUCCAUCCUCCCCAACACCAUCCACCUCCCUCCGUUCUCCUCCAUGCUCCUCCCCCGUUGCUUCUUCCUCUGCGUUUACCAGAUCCUUAGCCGCCUCCUGCAUCAGUCAGUCCAUCAGUCAGAGCAUGGCAAAGACCAACAGCACCACUCGCCAACAAGCCACACCCACAAAUCCAAGUCAUCUAAGACAGCGCUCCCCUUCUCCCCACCUUCCUCCCAGUCAACAAGGCUCCACCACACCAGCUUACGCCCAGUUAGGGUGCACGAAGGAUGGGUACCAACAUCCAAGGUGUCUUUCCCAACGCUCUCCUUCCCCUUCUAUGGCUAAUCACCAGCCACCCUACUCUCCCUCCUCCACACCCCGUCCAUCAUUCCUUCACUCCAAAACUGAUCAUAACACAAACAACAACAACAACGUAGCUGGUUCAAGCACAGUGAUCAAUGGUGCAGUCAGUAAUGGCGGUUGGUCAACAAGUCCGCAGAAAGGACCGCAAACCCACGAUGCUCUCUGGUUGGGAUCCCACAACCGUGUAGCUCGGCCUUUUUCUGCAUCCGAACCCAGUUCCAGAGUCCAGUCCCCGUCUCCAUCCCCGACCCCGGCCUCGUUUACUCGCCUCUGCUCUCCACCCCCACAACAUAAUUACUCCUCCCCCAUGGCAAACAAACCUCCCCACCCAAGGAGUACAAGAAUAGGAAGCUCCCAUAACCCACUCGGACUCACUUUAGAGCUACCCAGGCCCUCCUCAUCGUGUCUGAGCCCUCGGAUCCUCUCCCCACCACCUAUUGGUGUGUCAGUGAAUGUUUGGACCAAUAACGUUGCUGCACCUCAGCCUAGAAAUCCUCGAUAUGCUUCCUCCUCGUCCUCUCCUUCCUUUUCUUCCAUGCUAGGCUCACCAACACUGGACACUGCCUCUUCUUCUUUUGUCCCUCGGAGUAGUUCCAGAGCUUCCUCCCCUUCUGGAUCCUGUCCUCCUUCCUCCCAAAGCCUCCGGAGGUCCUUCUCCUCUGGAUUGGCAGACAAUCCUUCAAGCCCGGCCCAGGCCACUGGGAGUGGACUGCGCCGGUCUUGGGCAGAGGGCAGCCGAAGGACCUUUGGUUUUAGUGGCCGAAGUUCAUUUGAUCAGCAGGAGUCCUGUCCGAUCAGUCCGAGGAGUGGGUGGUCCUCCUACAGCAGUUCACCGUCCUGCCUCAGCCCUCGAGCUGGGCUUCAAUCCCCAAUCUCGCCCAGCAGAUUCACCCCGGGUAAAGGCAACCUUGGUGGGCAGCAUUUCACCAGCGUGCCCUGGCCAGAUGUACGUGAGCUUUCCAACAAAUAUAAAAUAACUGAUAGCCCUGAUACAAGUGCUACUUCCACCAUCGUUGCCUCUCCUCCUGCUCCGAUCUCUCCCCUGUCCCACACCCCCCUGACCUCGCCUGGUCCAUCAGAGUGGGGAGACCCAGAGCUGGAGCAGGGUCAUUGUCGUAGUCAGCUGAUCUGCGCCUACGUUGCUCGACCUUCUCGUGAACAAAACCUCCCAUCCUCAGGAAUUACUUCCCCUCCACCUGCCACCCACCACCACCAAUCCCAAGUCAGACCACAGCCUCAGGUCCUUAUUGCCACCACAACACCUCAUGUAUCCUCAGUCCCGCCCACAUUUCCCUCAGCGCCAUCCCCGCUACCCUUCUCCCAUUCAUCUCCUACCAAACAGGGGAACCAGAAGGCCAGUUACGCCACAACAGUGAACCUCCAGAUUGCUGGAAGUGGUCGAAUAACCUCCUUCAGCACCGCCCAAGUUAGCCUGACCCAAACCCUGCAGGGAGGAGCCGGAGCUGGAGGACCAGGACAGGGGCAGAUGACGAGGAGAGUAAGCAUCAACGGACUUUCACACCUUCCUCCUCCUCUUUCUCAGAACUGUAACAGGCUAUGAAGGAAAAAGAGGAGUCCUUCAUUAAUGGCCUUACAGGACAAGAAGGGACAAAACGGAUGGUGGGCACCUUAAUAAUGAGACACAAAGAGAAAAACAGAAGUGGGUCUUGGUCAGUGGUCAAGACCUUUUGGACGUAUUCCCUCGCUGGAUGAGACCCAUAACCUUCUCCAUGAUGUUGAAAAACAAGUCUUAAGUGCUUCAGUAGAAGGCAGCUGGACUUGUUUUUUGGUUCUUAAAGAUGUUUCCCCUUUUAUUCAAAAGUUUCCUCCGUUCCAAGUGACCAGUUGGAAGUUCCACUAAUGAUCCUAAAUUCCCAAUGACUCGGGGCAUGAAGACUCAUUAGUCUGCCUGGGGAGGGAUGACUCAAGGUGUGAUUGGUGUUGAAACUCUACCACACAGUUUCACCACCAUUUACUGCCUGAUUCAUGUGAAUCUUGGGGUGCUGAUGGGCCCAAAUUUAUGCAAGUCUUGGGUCAUUGUCAAGCCUAGGUUUUUGUGAAUCUUGAGUUAUUAAUAGGACUAGACUUACGUAAGUUUUGGGUUGUUGACAAGCCUGGAUUCAUGUGGGUUCCAAGUUGAGAGUUUUGAUCCAUUUCAGUAUUGGGUCAUUACUGAGCCAUAUUCAUAUGAGUCUUGGGUAGUUGGUAAGCCUUCAUUUAUGUGAAUCUCAGGUUGUUACCCAGAAUUGAUUCACAUGAGUAUCGGGUUAUUGAGAAGCCCUGAUUUUUGUGAAUUUUGGAUUGUCAGUGAGUCUUGGUCCAUGUGCGUCUUAUUUUGUUGGCUAGCUUUGAUCAAUGUCAGUCUUGGAUCAUUAACAAACACUGAGUCUUAUGAACAUCGGGUUGUUCACCAGACUUUAUUAAUGCUAUUCUUGGUUCUUUAAUGAGCCUUGGAUUUGAGAAUAAACACCUGUAACUCCCCACCAGUCUGUUAGAACCGAAGAAGCCUCUUGGAUGAAGCUGGAGCAUCUUGAAGAACCAUAAAAAGAAGCAUGGCUGCCUUCUACUGACGCGUUUAGGGUUACCACGAGAAUCUAUAUGGACAUGUUGAGAAAAAUGGAAAAUCGUGGCCUUCUUUGAUUUGGGAAUAAGAUCACAUCUGAGGGAUUCAAAGAGUUUCGUCAACCCAGUUUGAUUUAAAGACAGUUGCUUCACCGUGAUGGGCCUCUAGACAAGUCGACUCUGGAGGCCUUUUAAGAGUUCUACCUGCAUGUGGGGUUAUUUUUAAAUGGAUGUCAAACAGAAACGUGUAAAUGAAUCACUUAGCUGUGAGUUUGCUAUUAGACACCUUAAACCCUGAAAGUCCACAGCUGGAUGAAUGAGUUGUGACAAUCUAAAGGUUGGACUUUUCUCAUUUAAGACAUUUUUGGAAAGAUUUUUGGCAUUUACAUCGCUGGAGUACAUCCUAAACCUGCGACGUUGAAGGUCCAGCGUCCAACCGGUGCUGUUUGCAGUCACACUUACUUAAUGUAUUCUUACUGUUUCUCUAUUGUUACUCCGCUGUGUGGCUGCUUGAGGCCAGUGUUUAACUGUGGUUAUUAAUAAUCUAUCUUUAACCAUUUUUAUUCUCCCUCUUAUUUUAUUGUUUAUUUAUGGAGUUAGUCUUUUUAUCUUCGGCACUUAGUAUCCUUAAAGUAUGUCGGUGUUUUUGCACAGCGUCCUCAGCCCUCGCAUUGAGUGUGUGUGAAUGUGUGUGUUUGACAUGACGUGUCUGCUAAGUUAUUGUUUAACUUCAGGCCAAACCUUCAUCUGUGUGUGUGUGUGUGUGUGUUUUAUGCUGGUUUUGUUCCCAUAUUGACGCUGGUUUGUUGACUCAACACUCUCUGCUGGUGCUGGUGAGCUUCAGAAACCUCGUGCCUUCACUUCGUCACAAAGCCGGAACGUAAACAAGGGGGGAACGGAGCAGUUUGCACAAAGCUUGACCCAAAUUUAGUUUCCUAGAGGUGUCGAUUGGUGAAAUCUAACAAUGUGAUGCUCUGCAGACGAGGCGAACGAGGCGUGAGGUUUCUGGAAACUGGGUUUUUUUUAAAAAAAGGGAAAUAUUAACGAAAUUUUCAUCCCCGAGAGUCAGUGAGAUGUUUGGAAAAUAAAAGUUUGUGGUGCAAAACCAGAACUGCU
Messenger RNA from Stegastes partitus (bicolor damselfish), 8218 nucleotides. RefSeq names its product mucin-19-like. The coding region runs from base 102 to 6101 and encodes 1999 amino acids. Gene Ontology annotation, biological process: regulation of actin filament polymerization. The transcript has 16 exons. Gene Ontology annotation, molecular function: small GTPase binding; guanyl-nucleotide exchange factor activity. The record is from RefSeq and is a predicted model, not a curated record. Lineage: Eukaryota; Metazoa; Chordata; Actinopteri; Pomacentridae.